This is a messenger RNA of Mangifera indica (mango), 1390 nucleotides long. Its product is annotated as NDR1/HIN1-like protein 13. The transcript is spliced from 2 exons. Gene Ontology annotation, cellular component: plasma membrane. The coding region runs from base 355 to 1095 and encodes 246 amino acids. Lineage: Eukaryota; Viridiplantae; Streptophyta; Magnoliopsida; Sapindales; Anacardiaceae. The record is from RefSeq and is a predicted model, not a curated record.
UCACUCCCUCACUCUUUAAAUUUUGCCUCUUUCUCACUCCUUCUCUCCCACCGUUUUUAAUGACUUUGUCAUCCUAAUCCGAUUUGAUGAAUUUGUGACACCUUUAAUCUUUUUCAUCAUCUCUUCAGAUCUAUCUUUUCUAAAUUCAGCUCCAUUUCCAAGCUACGUUCUUUACAAGUUCAUAUCUUUUUGUGCUUUCCAUUACUGUUUAUCAUCAUCUCUUCCGAUCAUCAUCCAAGCCGCAGCUAAUUUGCCAAUCAAUUGCCUUCAAUUGCUUUGAACUUUUUCAUUCAGUCGUUUUAGUUUUUGUCUUGUCAAGAAUUAUAAGAAUCUAAAUUCGAGGAUCGAUCGAGAAUGGCUGAAUUACAGAAAGGGAAACCUACGCUCCAGAAACCACCAGGUUACAAAGACCCAAACGUUCCGGUCCAACGGCAGCCGAGAGCACCGCCGAGAAAAGUAGUUCUCCCACCAUCCUUCCACCAAAAGAAGAAACGCAGAAGCUUCCGUCAUAUUUGCUGCUGCUCCUUUUGCAUCUUAAUGUUAAUCCUUGUCGUCGUAUUUUCGGUAUCUUUUGCAGUUUUUUACCUCUGGUUUGAUCCAAAACUCCCAGUUUUUCACCUGCAGUCAUUUUCGUUUCGACACUUCAACGUCACUGUGAAAACCGACGGCACCUACUUGAACGUUGCAACGUUGACAAGAAUAGAAGUACGAAACCCUAACGGGAAGUUAACGUAUCAUUAUGGUGGGUCCGACGUGGAGGUGAGUGCAGGGCAAGAUAAGGGUAUCGAGUUAGGAUCCACACAUGUGGCAGGAUUCUCUCAAGCCAAAAACAACAUGACAAGUUUAAAGAUUGAGACGAAGAAUAACCAGGUGGUUGAAGAUGCCGUGGGGCCGAGGCUAAUGAGUCGAUACAAAAACAAGGAUAUAGUGGUGAAUGUCGAGAUUCGGACGACCGUUGGUGUGGAGUGGAAAGGCUGGAGGAUAAGACCUUUGCGUGUUAAUAUCGUUUGUGGAGGUGUAACUUUGAGGACUCUAAAUCGAGACAUGCCCAAAUGCACCAUUAAUUUACUCAAAUGGAUUAAUAUUCAUGGAUAAGAUUGUGAUCAUGUGGGGGAAGUUGAAGGUAGAAGAAGACCGAUGCCUUCAACAGGAGGAUUAUAUGAUACAUACAAUUCUGAUACAAUUAUUUGCUUAAAAAAAAAAAAAAAGGUAAAUGGAGAGGUAUAAGACAACAAUUGUGAUAAGUGUCGGUGUCUAAGCUUUGUAUUCUUUUUGAUGUAAUGGGUUAUACGGUGGGUAUACAUGUAAUUUGAGAGAGUUGAGAAGUGGGGAUUGUAUAAAUUAAUUUAUUUUGUUUAUAAAUUAUAUUUAAUUUUCGGGUGGUUGAUAA